AUGGAACUCAACGAGCGAAUGAGUGAAUUGUACCGGGCAGCAUGGCCUGGGGAUGAACAAGCGCUGGGGCAAUUGACACAGCCAGACGCAUCAAUCCUUGCCAGCAUUCCAGAUGGCCAUCAAGCUCCCUUACACAUAUCAGCACUGCUAGGUCAUGUUUCACUUGUAGGGGUUCUUCUCUAUCACGUUCGCGACCUUGCCGUUAGAGUGGAUUCUUCUGGAAGAACAGCCCUCCACUUAGCUUCUGUAGCGGGUCACAUGCACAUCGUGAGGGAACUGCUUCAAGUUAACAAUCACCCAUGCUUGAAUUGUGACAGAGAGGGAAGACUUCCUCUGCACUAUGCAGCUGUGAGAGGAAGAACUGAGGUUGUGCAAGAGCUGAUCAUGGCAAGGCCAGGUUCCCUAAGUCAUGCAGAUGGCAGAGAAGAAAGCACUGUGUCUCACUUGUGUCUCACAUGCAACCAUUUAGAGACUCUCGAAGCUCUGGUGAAAUUGGACUAUGCCGCUGCCAAUAUUACUGCAGGCCAGCCUCCUACUCCUAUCUUUACGCGUCCUCAUAAGGCUGGCAACACCCUUCUUCAUUUAGCUAUGUUGAAGCGAGUUGAGGUGGUGUGCUAUCUGCUGUCAAUUCCAGAAAUAAGAGAAAUAGAAAACUUCACGAACAAAUUGGGGUUUACAGCCCAGGAUAUCGUGGAACGAAGUCCAAAAGACUUCAAAAUGGGUGAAAUACAACAAAUAUUGACAAAGGCCGAAAAGGAAGGACUUGAAACUGGUGUGGUCCCUCCUCAGAAUGAUGGCUGUUUUAUUAAGAUCCUUAAGUGCAUAUAUAAAAGUCUUACAGAUUGGUUGAAGCACGGGGAUACAUGGGUCGAAGAGACGAGGGGGCAGCUGAGUACGGUGUCCACCUUUAUAGCAACUAUGACCUUUCAAGGUUUGAUCAAUCCACCUGGUAGCUUUAUUCAACAAGGCUUAUCACCAUCUAAAGACAAUAUCACCUCAUCAAAUCAAGUCCACAAUGGCACUUCACCUGAUGAUGACCCCCUCAGCUGCAUCACCAUCCCUCCUGAUAAUUACACGUAUUUUCCUGGACAGGCUUUGGCUUCAUCCUCUCAACUCCAUAGUGAGUUUGUGCGCUAUUCAUUUUACGUUACGAUCUCUUUUUUCUCAUCACUUGGUGUCACCCUCUUGCUUGUGAGUGGAAUAUUUCCUAUGAAGAAUAGGGCUGUGAUAUGGAUGCUAUCAAUGGGCGUGUGUGUGACUCUCACAUCCGUUGCAGCAGCAUACGAUACGUCCAUCAAUAUUAUACUCCCAGGUCAUCUUUUGCGGGAGAAAUUAAUUUCCAACGUGAAGUAUGCAGCAUUGUAUAAGGGAGUACCACCUAGUGGUCCUUAA
Molecule: messenger RNA, 1392 nt
Organism: Neltuma alba
Lineage: Eukaryota; Viridiplantae; Streptophyta; Magnoliopsida; Fabales; Fabaceae
Product: ankyrin repeat-containing protein NPR4-like
Exons: 3
Coding region: 1-1392 (463 amino acids)
Cellular component (GO): plasma membrane
Molecular function (GO): protein binding
Source: RefSeq, a predicted model, not a curated record